AUGUGUUUUUGUUCGCCAUUUUUUUUCAACAUAUUCAAGCAAAUAACCGAAUUAAAUGAUCUCAAUGAAGCACAAACAUUUCUAGUUAAUACAUGUACGGAUUAUAUCGCUUGGUAUGAAGAUAAUCGUCGUCAUCAUGACAUCUAUUCUGUUGUUCGUACAACUCUAUUAAAACCGUUUACACAAUGGUUUCAAAGUCACGUAUCUACCUUUCGACAAUGGAAUCAAUUGACCAACAAUGUUAUAGACAAACAAUGUGCUAUUAUGUUCGAUUUUGGCUUGAAGAAUGAUGAAAUACUCAGUGGUGAUAUUCGUGAUGAUUGUGAAAAACUUAUUGAUGGUUCUGUUUUCAUUCUGUCGCCAUUAUCAAAUUCUACAACUGGCAACAUCGAGUAUCAAUUUGAUAGCCAUUUUUUGGUGCAACACAAUCAAAUUAAAGAAGAACUGAUAAAGGAAGGUAUAUUGCCACAGUUUAUUCGAUGUGCAACAGAAAUCAAAUUUGAUCCGUUGAAAGAACAGCAACCAGUGCUCGAGAUUCUUCUUGCUAUGACAUUCAAUAGCCAAGCAGCUACAUUACUCAAGCAAAAUUCACAAUUCGUAUCCCAUCUUAAAACAUUUCUAACAUUAUCACUUGAACAAGGCGUGAGACGCGCUGCUGAAGGUCUUAUUUGGAAAUUGGAAAAAGAAGACACAGCAGCUGCUAACUCAGUCACAAACUCGACUAUGCAAAGUGCUAUGAGUUACAAAUAUGACAUUAUGUUGAGUUAUUCUCACAGUGACAAGGAUCUGUGUUAUCGUCUUCAUGAUCAUCUGAAUAAAGAUCAAUUUCGUGUAUGCCUCAAUAGAGAUGACAUGCAUGGAGCAACUAUGGUCGCGAUGGCUGAUGCAAUUGAAAAUUCGCAAUUUGUUUUAACCUGUAUGUCAGAUGCAUACAAACAAAGUGCCUAUUGUCAAUCCGAAGCUCAUUAUGCUUAUGAGCGUCGCUGUCAUUUGAUACCAAUUGCAAUGAAGCCAAACUAUAGACCAGAUGGAUGGUUAGGUUUCACAGUCAGUGAAAAGAUCUACAUUGAUUUUCCAAAACUCGGUUUUGAUCAAACUUAUCUUAAAUUAAAAAAUGAAAUCGAUCAACAACGAAAGAACUUCCAGCAUUUAACUAGGAAUUAA
This is a messenger RNA of Rotaria sp. Silwood2, 1164 nucleotides long. NCBI's taxonomy places the organism in Eukaryota, Metazoa, Rotifera, Eurotatoria, Philodinida, Philodinidae. The record is from the annotation of a GenBank genome assembly.